Carassius gibelio (silver crucian carp) is the source of this 865-nucleotide messenger RNA. Its product is annotated as zymogen granule membrane protein 16-like. The record is from RefSeq and is a predicted model, not a curated record. The transcript has 3 exons. NCBI's taxonomy places the organism in Eukaryota, Metazoa, Chordata, Actinopteri, Cypriniformes, Cyprinidae. The coding region runs from base 40 to 558 and encodes 172 amino acids.
UCUAGAUUCACAGGAACAGUGGACAGAUAACAAUCAAAAAUGCUGCAUCAUUUUCUGGUACUCUCUGCCCUUUGUGCCAUGAGCAUGACCAUGCCUUUACCUGAUUUUUACUCAUACUCCCCUGCUGCUGGGGAAGGCAGUGGAACCGAAUUUUCCACUGCACAUGAGGGUCGCAUCACUGGAGUCAGAGUCUAUGAAUAUCCCUACUAUGGAUACUACUCUAACAAUUUUCUCAAUGGGAUCCAGUUUAAAUAUAACAGUAACUGGACAGAUUUGGUUGGCAUAAACUCCUAUGGCAAUGAAAAGGAGAUGACACUCUCAAAAAAUGAACAUUUUGUUCAGAUCUCAGGAAAGUAUUAUUCUGGUUACAUCAGUGAGCUCAUGUUCGUCACUAACAAGGGGCGCUCUUUCAAAGUGGGGCAGCCUUACGGACUUUCAUUCAACUUCUACCCAACCCACGAUGGAAGUGAGCUACGCUUCAUCAGCGGUCGUCACAAUGGAAAUGCCCUUACCUCCAUUGGGGCUCAUUGGGCUGUCUACAACAAUUCCACUAAAUAAUGUCAGGAAUAAUGUCAUAUUCUCACAUAAACAUUAUGUGUUUAUGUGAGAAAAAAGGCCAGUAAACAAUGAGCGUGUUUUUCUUGAGCUCUUUAUGGGAGAUUACAUUUUGGGAAGUUUUUGAGCUGUCAAUUAAACACUAAGAAGAUUGGAAUGAAAUUGUUUUAUUUCUAAUGAUGCUUUAAGGGUUUCUCCUUUAACACAAUAAUUCCCAAAAGGCUCUUGUAACGAUUUUUUCCUGAAUAUUAUUUUUUUUCUUUUUCAAUUUCACUUUUAAUACACAAAGGUACAUUUUUAUUUAAGCUAA